Molecule: messenger RNA, 3905 nt
Organism: Oncorhynchus kisutch (coho salmon)
Lineage: Eukaryota; Metazoa; Chordata; Actinopteri; Salmoniformes; Salmonidae
Product: mucin-2
Exons: 12
Coding region: 21-3584 (1187 amino acids)
Cellular component (GO): nucleus
Molecular function (GO): metal ion binding; NAD+ poly-ADP-ribosyltransferase activity
Source: RefSeq, a predicted model, not a curated record
CUCUUCCGGGGCACCAGGCCAUGCAAAACGAACUCGCCCAUUUUUUGACUGUGUACAUGUAUCAUUGCAACGGACGGACAUGCCGCUUUGGCCAUGACCUUCACUCCGAACACAACUCCAUAGUUUUGAGAGAGCAUAAACUUGAGACGCUGAGUAGACAGGAACUCCGGCAGCUAUUAUUACAGAAUGACAACUCUCUCCUUCCACCGGUGUGCAACUCUUAUAACAAAGGCACCGGGCAAUAUGGCAACUGCCCUGAUCAGGAGGGGUGCAGGAGACUUCACGUGUGUGACAGGUACAUCAGAGGAACCUGCUCCUCGGGAGCCAACUGCAACAGGUGUCAUGACUUCUUCGAGCCACACCCACGGAGGACCCUGCAGCAGAGGGGAGUGCCAAACGAUCUAAUGGCAUCCAUGUUGUCCACCUACCAGAACAUCCAGGCCAUGAAAAGUGAAGGUGCCGGCGGUGCUGCUUCCAUCAACAGGCCCCAGAGCUGUCCUCCGAGAAAUACAGUGAGGAAUGAGAUCUGCCUGUUCUUUGUCAAGGGGGACUGCAAACAAGGAGAGAAAUGCUGGAGAGUCCACUUCAAAAUGCCCUACAAGUGGGAAGUGAACGGUGGACAGACUUGGUCAGCUCUGCCAGCAAACGAAGAAAUCGAGAGAGACUUCUGUGACCCUUCUAAGAUACACAGUGAGGGAUCUGAUCGUGUGCGUUUCGACUCCAUGAGCCACGGGUUACGGGAAGUUCGCCGUCUCUCCACAGUUUCCUCUGUGACCCAGCCCACAUACGUACUCACCACAGAGUGGGUGUGGUUCUGGGAAGACGAGUACGGCAAAUGGGUCCAGUACGCAUCCAUCAAAGAGAUGCACAGAUUGUCGUCCAUCACCAGUGAAGACCUUGAGAAAAGGUUCCAGGAGGAUCAAAGUGCUGUGGUGAAGUUCACUGCAGGCCAGCAGUCUUAUGAGCUGAGUUUCAGAGACAUGACACAAAAAAACAAAGCAUAUGGUACUGUAAGGAUGGUCAGACGACGUCCAGUCUUUGUUUCAACUGUGGACGCACAAGCUGCAAGGAGCAGGAGAAAUGGACCACGCAAUUUCAGAGCUGUUCCUGGAUCUUGGGACAAGUCUGCAAUACCCGACAUUGGAUACAAGACAGUCACUCUUCUGAGUUCUGACAGGGACUAUCAAAAGGUCCAGGGACUUUUCAACAACACCAUGAGGGGCUUCCAGAUCACCAGCAUCGAGAGGGUCCAAAACAGGGACCUCUGGGAAGUCUUCCAGUGGAAGAGAGAUUUAAUGAAGAAAAACAAUGGAGGUCAAAACAGCAAGGAGCUACAUCUCUUCCACGGAACGGACCCAAAACAUGUAGAGGCCAUUUGCAGAGAUAACUUCGACUGGAGGCUGUGUGGAACCAACGGAACUGUGUACGGCGAAGGGAGUUACUUUGCCAGGGAUGCCAAGUACUCACACAGCUACACCAGCCACUCAGGAGUGAGGUCCAUGUUUGCUUGUCAGGUGCUUGUUGGCGACUACACACGGGGGAACUCGGGGCUCCGUCGCCCCCCUCCAAAAGGCGAGGGAAGCCCCACUCUCUAUGACAGCUGUGUGGACAAUGUCCUGAACCCAUCUAUAUAUGUGGUGUUUGAAAGGCACCAGGUUUACCCAGAGUUCCUUAUCAAAUAUGAUGAUAGCGUCAUGCACUGGUCCACAUCGGCUCCAGCUGCACCCAAAACUGUCUCUAUCCAAUCCACUUCCUUAACCCCAACAUCCAACCGGAUUCAAGCCACAGCUGCUGCCACCCCAUCGAAGAGAGUUCCAUCCACUUUGAAUCCAUCUAAAACUGCAGCCACCUCUUCCUCAAAUCCAACCCAUUCUCGUCCCACUUCACGUUUUGUCCAUCAGUCGCUCCCAAAACCUGCCCAAGCCCCAUUGAUAUUCAUUCAAUCUCCAGUCCUCAUAAAGCCAGCCACAAGUUCUCAAUUAGUGGAUAUCACCCGAGGCCCAGAUUUCACUUCCUCAUUUGCAAACCUCUCUCGUACGCUCACUACCCCUGCCAGUACACCCUCUCGUACGCUCACUACCCCUGCCAGUACACCCUCUCGUACGCUCACUACCCCUGCCAGUACACCCUCUCGUACGUUCACUACCCCUGCCAGUACACCCUCUCGUACGCUCACUACCCCUGCCAGUACACCCUCUCGUACGCUCACUACCCCUGCCAGUACACCCUCUCGUACGCUCACUACCCCUGCCAGUACACCCUCUCGUACGCUCACUACCCCUGCCAGUACACCCUCUCGUACGCUCACUACCCCAGCCAGUACACCCUCUCGUACGCUCACUACCCCAGCCAGUACACCCUCUCGUACGCUCACUACCCCAGCCAGUACACCCUCUCGUACGCUCACUAGCCCAGCCAGUACCCUCUCUUAUACUCUCCCUACCCCAGCCAGUACCCUCUCUUAUACACUCCCUACCCCAGCCAGUACCCUCUCUUAUACACUCCCUACCCCAGCCAGUACCCUCUCUUAUACACUCCCUACCCCAGCCAGUACCCUCUCUUAUACACUCCCUACCCCAGCCAGUACCCCCUCUUAUACACUCCCUACCCCAGCCAGUACCCCCUCUUAUACACAUCCUACCCCAGCCAGUACCCCCUCUUAUACACAUCCUACCCCAGCCAGUACCCUCUCUCCUACACUCACUACCCCAGCCAGUACAGCCUCUCGAAGACUGGCUCCCCAACCCCCCACCCCCUCUCCUACACUCACGCCCUCACCCAGUGCCCCCUCUCCUACACUCACUACCCCAGCCAGUACCCCCUCUUAUACAUUCACUACCCCAGCCAGUACCCCCUCUUAUACACUCACUACCCCAGCCAGUACCCCCUCUUAUACACUCUCUACCCCAGCCAGUACCCCCUCUUAUACACUCACUACCCCAGCCAGUACCCCCUCUUAUACACUCACUACCCCAGCCAGUACCCCCUCUUAUACACUCACUACCCCAGCCAGUACCCCCUCUUAUACACUCACUACCCCAGCCAGUACCCCCUCUUAUACACUCACUACCCCAGCCAGUACCCCCUCUUAUACACUCACUACCCCAGCCAGUACCCCCUCUUAUACACUCACUGCCCCAGCCAGUACAGCCUCUCGUAGACUCGCUCCCCAACCCCCCACCCUCUCUCCUACACUCACUCCCUCAGCCAGUACCCCCUCUCGUACACUUUCCCCUUUAACUGGCACCCUAUCUUGGGCUCACACCCGCUCAACAACCACUACUCGCACUCUCUCUGACAGCAGUUCUUCUCACCCACUAUCCCCUUCAUCCUCACUGAGCACACAUUAUCACACACUUUCUCACUCAUCCUACUCCCCCACUUACACACAAACUCCCUCACGCACUUCCCCCUCCACGUCAAGCAAUUCUUCUAGCACACUCUCCUCCUCACAUAGGUUGCUAUCUCGGGUGUUCUCUCCCUCGACAGGUGCCUUCACUAGAUCUCCUCCUGAGUCACUGUACAGUGUUCCAACAGCUCAUAGGAGGGACACCAAAGAAAAAAACAAGUGCCUUCUCCAAUAACUUGCCUUUGUCAUGGUGGAGCAGUAAGUUAAUAGAAGGUUUUGAUGGCGAACUUCACAUUUUCAAAAACAGAAAUGAUGAAAUGAUGAAUGAUAAUGCAUUUGCAUACUAAAUAUAUUUUAUAGCUGUGUAUCUUUACCUUGUAGGGGCUUAAUAAUAGUAAAGUUGUUCACAACUAAGCAGAUGUUGGUAAUUUUGCACAAAUAUGAAUUUGAUGUUUCCUUUACUCAGGUCUGCUGACACAGUCCAUACAUUUUGUAAAUGAAACGGGUUUGAUUUCUCUGUUUUAAACUGAAUAAACUCAGAAAAUAAUUGAUUGUG